Messenger RNA from Xyrauchen texanus (razorback sucker), 2171 nucleotides. It is a transcript of the gene fxn, whose product is annotated as frataxin. Gene Ontology annotation, molecular function: iron chaperone activity; ferroxidase activity; 2 iron, 2 sulfur cluster binding. Gene Ontology annotation, cellular component: mitochondrion. NCBI's taxonomy places the organism in Eukaryota, Metazoa, Chordata, Actinopteri, Cypriniformes, Catostomidae. The transcript has 6 exons. Gene Ontology annotation, biological process: intracellular iron ion homeostasis; iron incorporation into metallo-sulfur cluster. The coding region runs from base 43 to 687 and encodes 214 amino acids. The record is from RefSeq and is a predicted model, not a curated record.
CUUCAGUUUGCUAGUUAGAGACUGCCAUCCUUGUUUGACAAGAUGUCAAUGUUAACUAAUACCUGUAAAUGUCACUGUCUUUAUCUACUGAACCUGAACUCCAGAUGGCAACAAGCGUCCAGACUGUUAACAAUGAUCGGUGGACCUUGUUCAACAGAAGUUCACUCAGUGUGUGGUGGCCGAUUUAAGAGUAUUUCUUCUGCAAAGACGGACGUGAGGACCAAUGUUUUGGGAGGAUGCACACACACAAAUUGGUUUAAUAGGACUCUACAGAGAAGAGAACUUCAUUUAAGCACACCUCUUGAGGAGGAAAAUGAACUUCGGGACAGAGAACUAACAGAGACAGAAUAUGACAGACUAGCAGAAGAGACCCUCUACGCUUUAGCAGAUUAUUUUGAAGACCUCACUGAUGAGAGCUUUACUGGAACGGACUAUGAUGUCGUAUUCUCUAAUGGUGUGCUGACAGUAAAAGUGGGUUCUGAUCAUGGUACAUAUGUCAUCAACAAACAAACACCCAACCGACAGAUUUGGCUCUCUUCACCAUCAAGUGGGCCAAAACGCUAUGAUUGGACGGGGAAGCGAUGGGUGUACGCUCACGACGGUGUGGCUUUGCACAGUCUGCUCUCCAAAGAAUUUUCCCUAAUUUUUCAAUCAAAAAUCAACCUGUCACAUCUCAUUUACUCAUGACAAGACCAGAGUGAAGAACGGACACCAUAUAGAUCCUUUCCAUUCACAGCAGUUGACUGUCAAGAUCUCUUUGGUUAAACAAUACGAUGGAAAUUUACUACUGUAGCCAGUGCUCAAACAUCCUGGAUUUAUUUUCAGAUAUAUGUUUUAUGAUUUACAGUGAUGGCAAAAAUAAUUUUUAUACUUUUCGGCACGGAAAGCUAAAUAUCAAUCCAAGUGUCAUCUGCAAACAAAUGAUGCUAGACUUUUUCCUCAGAAUUAACAUUAUUAUUUUUGUAAUUGCAUUGAACAUUUUUAGUCUCUAAGUGAUUUUUAGUGGUUAUGCUGCUGUCUUUGCACUACGCUGGUGUUGUUCCACUAACUGGUUUGGGUUUGACAACCAGAAAGUGUCAAAUUAUUUUUCUUAAUUUUGAACAAAUAUAUAUAUAUAUAUAUUGUGAUUCAAAACAUAAGCUUCUUUAAAAAAAUUGUUUGUGCUAUAUUUAUUUUAAAUAAAUACCCAUACAUGUAUGUUGAUUAUUUUGUUAUCAAAUGCAAAGACAUUCAUUUAUAAAUAUGGCUUAAGUGUCUAAAUAACAUUUGGUUGUGUACAAUUGUGUAAUAUAAAACUUGCAAUUUCUCUGUGCUUUUUGUUUGCUGACGUACCUUCAAAACAGAUUAGUGCUGCCAAAUUUCAUAAACUACAAAUCCCAGGAGAUUACAGACCUCAAGAAUGAUUUAUUUGUCUGUUUCAAAUCUGUUCACAAUUAUGAGCUUUAAACCCACUCAGAACAGCAGAAUGUGCUCUCAUAAUCAAAUCCCUGUAAAUAAAUUUGGUUAGAUUAAAUCCAGAUUAAAAGUUUCACAUUUAAUGGCUUUUAAACCAGAUAAAUAAGACAAAUGGACACCGAUUGUAUUUUGGAAGCGUUUAAGUUAUCCCUGCAUAUACCUGGCCCUGGUUGAACUAUUAGAGGCUAUUGGGUAGAUCUAGGAAAAGGGGAUUAUGACAGACAGAUGGCGUUAAGGUUCUUCCUCUAAAACUCCCCUAGCCAGAGCCUUUAUUUUAGAAUUGACUGUGAAUAAUAGCAUUUGUCUUGGAUAAUUUUGCUCAGAGUCACAGGACUGCUACCCUAAUACCAGCUCGUUUUCUCGCCGGUCCACCCAACAGUUAACACUGAGUCAUUAAGGAAAUCAGCUCACUUCAGACACCUCUUAAUGUAAUAGCCCAUAUAUCUGAAGAUUAACUUGACACUCUGUCUAUGUAAAUGUUGAAAUAUGAGAUGGAUUGUACUGAGGUGGUGGGUGUAAUGCCUUUAUUCAUGUUGCAUGUGAUAAAACAGUGACACAUCUCUCUUUAUGUUGACCUCUGACAUUUUCAGCUGUUUUUGUCUGUUGGUGACGCACAGCUGUGAAUUAUAUGAAAUAAUUAGGAUUUAAUUUUAAAUUCUAUUUAAUUAAUUUAAUACUGUAUAUGCUUUGUGUAUAGUAUUAUUAAAGUUAUUUUG